Oryza brachyantha (malo sina) is the source of this 3348-nucleotide messenger RNA. RefSeq names its product putative disease resistance protein RGA1. The record is from RefSeq and is a predicted model, not a curated record. The transcript is spliced from 5 exons. The coding region runs from base 20 to 2377 and encodes 785 amino acids. NCBI's taxonomy places the organism in Eukaryota, Viridiplantae, Streptophyta, Magnoliopsida, Poales, Poaceae. Gene Ontology annotation, molecular function: protein binding.
ACAACUUAAAUUGUGUUUCAUGUACUGCUCUAUGUUUCCAAAGAGCCAUGUCAUAGAUCAUGACUGCUUGAUCCAGCAAUGGAUUGCUUUAGGGUUUGUUCAAGAUACAGAUGGGCAACCACGUCAGAAAGUUGCUACGGAAUAUGUUAAUGAAUUAUUGGGGAUGUCCUUCCUUACAAUGUCCACUUCUUCUACAGUGUUCGCUGCAAGGAUGAUAUUCAAACCCACACUCAGACUUCACAUGCAUGAUAUGGUACAUGAGCUUGCAAGACAUGUUGCUGGUGAUGAAUUCUCUUACACCAAUGGUACAGCAGACAGAAAUACUAAGAGGAACAAAUUAGAUUUCCACUAUCAUUUAUUAUCAACUCAAAACGAGACAUCAUCAGCCUAUAAGUCAAUGGGAACAAAGGUUAGGGCCCUGCAUUUUAGGAGAUGCGAUAAUAUGCACCUUCCUAAGCAAGCAUUCUCACACUCAUUGUGUUUGCGAGUUUUGGAUUUGGGUGGAUGCCAUAUGUCAGAGCUACCAAGUUCUGUUUAUAAACUAAAGCUAUUAAGAUAUCUUGAUGCAUCUAGCCUUCGCAUCUCAAACUUGCCUAAAUCCUUGAAUCGUCUUCUGAACUUGCAAACCUUGAUACUUCCAAAUACUUCCCUAACGAUAUUGCCCACAAAUAUUGGUUGCCUCCAAAAGCUUCAAUACUUUGACCUAUCAGGGUGUGCCAACCUUAAUGAGCUUCCUACCUCUUUUGGGAAGCUUACUAAUCUUCUCUUCCUAAACUUAGCAAGUUGCCACGAAUUACAGGUGCUUCCAAACUCCUUUGGCAAUCUGAAUAGUCUUCAGUUUCUGAGCCUAUCAGAUUGCUACAAACUCAACUCACUACCAGAAUCUUGUUGUCAACUUCAUGAUCUUGCACAUCUUGAUCUGUCGGAUUGCCAUAACCUUGGAAAGCUCCCAGAUUGCAUUGAUCAACUUUCUAAGCUUGAGUAUUUGGACAUGACAAGCUGUUCCAAGGUUCAAGCGUUGCCUGAUUCUCUAUGCAAACUCACGAUGUUAAGACAUCUAAAUUUGUCAUUUUGUACAAGGCUAAAACGUCUGCCCUCCCGUAUUGGUGAUUUACAGCUUCAAAGUUUAGACAUUCGAUGCUCUAUUUCCCUUGAGGACCUGCUGGAUAGCAUUUUUAAUAUGUCCACACUUAAAGAUUUUGAAGAAACAAUUGUAUUUGACGUAUCUGAGUCUAAGUUAGAAGAACUGAGGAACAAUCUAAAAUUGGAAAGGUUCUGUAAGCUCGAUGGGGGAAGCGCUGAUCUCUGGAGUCGGAUUGAGGAACUAAAAAAGACACACUGCCGUAAACUAGAGAUACAAGGUCUCGGGGAUUUUAAUCUUUCUGAAGGGAUAGAGCAUGCUAAACUGCUCAACAGCUUGAAGCUUACAUGUUUGAUUCUUUCAUGGCAGCAGCUGGAGGAUACAGAUGAAACGGUUCAUCACAAAGAGGUGCUUGGGAUGCUCGUGCCUCCUAGAAGUCUCCAUGAAUUUAACAUCAAUGGCUAUUAUGGCAUCGAGUUACCUAAGUGGAUGCUGGAAAUUCGUUCCUACCUACCUCAUCUUACAAUCAUCCAUCUUUCCAAUCUGAUGGAAUGCAACCGCCUCCCUCCACUUGGGUGCCUGCCAAACCUGAGAUUAUUGGGAAUGACUAACAUUCUCAAAAUCAAGAGUGUUGGGCCAGAAUUUUAUGGGGACUACGGAAGCUGCCAGAAGCUAAGAAUAAUUGGCUUGUAUUCAAUGGACAAUUUGGAAGAGUGGUGGACAACUAGAUCAUCUAAACAAGAGAAUGAAUUCUUAGUCCCUAAUUUGCAUGUGUUGUAUGCUGAAGAUUGUCCAAAGCUGAAGUUCCUGCCUUAUCCCCCAAAGAGCAUGACAUGGUUAAUAGAGAAUGGCUAUCAUGUGUUUCCAGACCAUGGGUUUGGGAACCUUGCAUCUGCUACUUCUCCAGUUUCUCUUUACAUCAGUCGUGUACCCAAUUCUUCUGAAAUGUGGCGUAGGGCUCAGCAUCUCUCUUCAAUUGAGGCUCUUUGCAUUCAGUCUAUAGCUGGUCUUACAACCCUACCGGAGGCUAUGCAGUGCUUCACGUCCCUCCUGAGACUUAGGAUAGAGGAAUGUGGUGAGCUGGAGACACUGCCAGAAUGGCUAGGAGAUUAUUUCACUUGCUUGGAAAAGAUUGCAAUCGACGCUUGCCCAAUGCUGUCUUCGCUACCGGAAAGCAUACAGCAUCUUCGUGAGCUGAAGAAGCUACUGAUCACCGGCUGCCCUGCACUGUCAAACAAGUACCAAGGAGAGGACAGGGACAAGAUUGCUCAUAUUCCAGAAGUCAUAUUCCAGUAACGACAGAAGAUCCCACCUAGAUCAAUAUAUGCCAAGACAUAAUGUAACAUGCAUGGUUGGCGGACACUGUUUAAGUUUUAAUUUUUUUUAAAGGCAAUUGGACCAGGGUAAAGCAAAAGCCGCUGCAUGCCCAUAAAUAUUUACUACAUUGCUGCUUGCACCAACAGACUCUCUUGGAAGAAACGAAGGCUCGGCUCAGUUGCCAUUCCUCACAUUCGGUGGUUGCUUACCAGACAGGAUUAAAUCUGGAGAUCUGAGUCAGUAGGACAAGGAAGGAAGCAGAUAGGUCUAAAUGCUUGAAUUCAGAUAUCUUCUGGCCCAUUGUAAUGGUUGUGAUAACCAAUUGGUGGAUUGUUUGAUGGCAACAGAAUACUACAUUUGCUUGUCUGUAAUCACAUCAUUCAAUGUCAGCGAUGAAUAUCUGAUACCCAAGAGGCUGCUGUAUGAAAAAAGAAUAUAAAUAUCUUGUCGAUUGCAAUGUUGCAAGCACAUCCAUUACAGAGGACGCUCUGAUUGGUCCUGAACUCGAUCUAACACAACGGUGCUUUCUCAGAAAGAAAAAAGAGGGGGAAAAAUCCUGAGCCUGGCAAGAACAGCUAAAUACAAGCCCUGAACUCUUGAAGGGUACCUGGUACCUUAGCAAUUUCACUCCCUUUUGCCCUGUUUUCAUGAGUCAUCAAGAGGAGACAUAUCAUGCCAUCCUGAAUCUUGGGAGCGUGUGGGUGUGCGUGUGUUUCAUCUUUGUCCUAUGAAGGUUAGGUUAGGUACUUGGCUCUUCAAUUUUGACCUGUCUGUAUUUCUGUAUGGUGGCAGGUCAUCAAGAAUUUCUUGGAAUCUUGCAAGUUGUGAGCUUCACUUGUUCUUAAUUACCCACUUUUUAGGCAGUAUUGUUACCAUAUAUACUAAUAGAGAUGACACGAUGAUGAACUGACCAUUCAUGUCUCUUUUCUUAAGUGAUCAUCCAUGACUCU